Messenger RNA from Plasmodium gonderi, 699 nucleotides. RefSeq names its product ADP-ribosylation factor. Gene Ontology annotation, molecular function: GTPase activity; GTP binding. Gene Ontology annotation, biological process: vesicle-mediated transport; intracellular protein transport. The coding region runs from base 1 to 699 and encodes 232 amino acids. Gene Ontology annotation, cellular component: cytoplasm. The record is from RefSeq and is a predicted model, not a curated record. The transcript has 2 exons. Lineage: Eukaryota; Apicomplexa; Aconoidasida; Haemosporida; Plasmodiidae.
AUGAAAAGAUAUACCUUUUUGCAUAAAUUAAAGGAAAUGAAUUUUUUUAGAGUUUUAAAAAAUUGUUUUAUGCUUGUUUUCUUCAUGUUAUACCGACUUUUUAGUUUAAAAUAUCCAACAAAAAAAAACUUCAUCAUUUUUGGGUUGCCAUCAUCGGGGAAAACGUCCAUAUUAUAUUUCUUCAAGCUGGGGUAUCUCAUAACAACGGUAAGAACACUUUUCAUCAACGAAGAAAGUUUUUAUUUAAAAAUAAAAACAGACAAAAACAACUCGGAUGAAAGGAAUUACGAAAUAACUUUUUUUGAAAUAGGAACAGAUUGCCCAUAUAGAUUAAUAAAAGAAUAUGCAGACAUUUCAAAUGAUGUUAUUUAUAUAGUUGACAGUGCGCACAAAAGUGCCUUAAGCGAAGCAAGAGAAGAAUUCAUAAGAAUAAUAUAUGACUUUCGAUUUAUAUAUAGAAAAUGUAAAUUUUUAAUAUUUAUGAACAAACAAGAUUCUAAUGGAUGCCUAAAGUCAGAAGAAAUUAUAAAUUACUUCGCUCUACCAAAAGAAUUGCUCUAUAGAUGUAAAUUCUUUUCUUGUAGUACCUUAUCAGGUCAGGGGUUAAAAGAGGGUUUAGAAUGGCUUGUAAAUACAAAUGUUUUUCCGGAUAAAAAUGAUGAUGCUAUUGAAAUGCGUGAAAGAAGAUUAUACCACUAA